Messenger RNA from Oreochromis aureus, 9853 nucleotides. It is a transcript of the gene cacna1db, whose product is annotated as calcium channel, voltage-dependent, L type, alpha 1D subunit, b. Lineage: Eukaryota; Metazoa; Chordata; Actinopteri; Cichliformes; Cichlidae. Gene Ontology annotation, biological process: calcium ion import across plasma membrane. The transcript is spliced from 48 exons. The record is from RefSeq and is a predicted model, not a curated record. The coding region runs from base 152 to 6760 and encodes 2202 amino acids. Gene Ontology annotation, molecular function: high voltage-gated calcium channel activity. Gene Ontology annotation, cellular component: membrane; voltage-gated calcium channel complex.
UGUUUGGCGCUCCUCUCAGGGUCUGCGCUCGGAAAACAUUUUAUGAUUCAGGUUAAAGGCUCUGUUCAGGUUUCGCGCCUUCGACACCUUCGGACGGUUUUUCCAACGAUGAGUUGGAUUUAAAACGGAUCUUUUCGAUGUGGAUUCGAGGAUGCAAGAAGCAGAUGAACAGUCUGAAGGGGCACAGUAUGCCAGCAACAGAAGGACCACUCCCCCAACUGACACCUCAGCUCCCUGGUCAGAAAGAAACACCCAUCUGCACCAGCUCCAUCCAUCACAGUCACUUCAUCCUCCAGCUAGCACCGGCAAGCCCGUCGGCUCCGCUCAUGGCCUCCUCGGGGCCAACAACUCCAUUCAGGGCCCCGGUGGAGCUGCCCCCGGAGUCAGCCCGGUCCUCGCUUGGCAUGCCGCCAUUAGCGCAGCCCGGCAAGCGCAGGGCGAUCCUGAAAAGCCCAACAUAAGUUCACGUCCCUCAGUUUGUACCACUUCUGCGCCAGCUCCUGUGGGCUCACUGGCACAGAAGAAGAGGCAGCAGUAUGCCAAAAGCAAAAAGCAGGGAGGAUCCACCAGCGGCAGACCGCCCAGAGCCCUUUUCUGCCUCACCCUCAACAAUCCGAUCCGCAGAGCCUGCAUCAGCCUGGUGGAGUGGAAGCCCUUUGAUAUCUUUAUACUGCUGUCUAUUUUUGCCAACUGUGUGGCCUUAGCCAUCUACAUCCCCUUUCCUGGAGACGACUCCAACUCUACCAACCAAGAACUGGAGACAGUAGAAUAUGCCUUCCUCAUCAUUUUCACAAUAGAGACAUUUCUGAAGAUUAUUGCCUACGGUCUGGUGAUGCACCAAAACUCCUACGUCAGAAACGGCUGGAACAUGCUGGACUUUGUCAUCGUCAUUGUGGGGUUGUUCAGUGUGGUUCUGGAGAUGAUAACCAAAGAUGCAGAUUCUGGUGGUCAGUCUGGAGGCAAACCUGGAGGGUUUGACGUCAAGGCCCUUCGAGCCUUUCGCGUGCUACGACCCCUUCGCCUUGUCUCUGGAGUUCCCAGUUUACAGGUGGUUUUAAAUUCCAUUAUUAAAGCCAUGGUUCCCUUGCUUCACAUCGCUCUGCUGGUCCUCUUUGUCAUUAUUAUCUAUGCCAUCAUCGGCCUGGAGCUUUUUAUUGGCAAAAUGCAUGCCACCUGUUACGUGACAGAAACAGGUGCCCUCGCAGAGGAAGAGCCGGCGCCAUGUGCAAUAUCAGGGCAUGGGCGUCAUUGCCUUCUCAAUGGUACAGUUUGCCGGGAGGGCUGGCAAGGCCCCAACAAUGGCAUCACCAACUUUGACAACUUUUUGUUUGCCAUGCUCACUGUGUUCCAGUGCAUCACCAUGGAAGGCUGGACUGACGUUCUCUACUGGAUGAAUGAUGCAAUGGGCUUUGAGCUGCCGUGGGUCUACUUUGUCAGCCUCGUCAUCUUUGGAUCCUUCUUUGUUCUUAACUUGGUUUUGGGUGUGCUGAGUGGAGAGUUCUCCAAAGAGCGCGAAAAGGCUAAGGCUCGAGGUGAUUUCCAGAAGCUGCGUGAGAAGCAGCAGUUAGAAGAAGACCUGAAGGGCUACCUGGACUGGAUCACCCAGGCAGAGGACAUCGACCCUGAGAACGAGGAGGAGGGAGAUGAGGAGGGCAAGCGUAACCCGAGCAUACCCACAAGUGAGACAGAAUCAGUGACCACAGACAAUCACAACGGAGAGGAAGACAAAUCACCAUGCUGUGGUCCGCUGUGUCAAAAAAUUACUAAAUCAAAGUGCAGCCGUCAGUGGCGUCGAUGGAACCGUUUCUGCCGCAGGAAGUGUCGUGCAGCUGUGAAAUCGGUGACCUUUUAUUGGCUCGUCAUCAUCUUGGUGUUCCUCAACACUCUUACCAUCUCCUCUGAGCACUACAACCAGCCGGACUGGCUGACUGAAGUACAGGAUGUUGCCAACAAAGUUCUUCUGGCCUUGUUCACCUUGGAGAUGCUGGUGAAAAUGUACAGCCUGGGGUUGCAGGCCUACUUUGUAUCCCUGUUUAACCGCUUUGACUGUUUCGUGGUGUGUGGCGGCAUCGUAGAGACCAUCCUGGUGGAGUUAGCGAUCAUGUCUCCUUUGGGCAUCUCUGUAUUGCGCUGCGUACGCCUCCUUAGAAUCUUCAAAGUCACACGUCACUGGGCGUCUCUCAGUAACCUGGUGGCCUCUCUCCUCAACUCCAUGAAGUCCAUCGCAUCCCUGUUGCUGCUGCUUUUCCUCUUCAUCAUUAUCUUUUCCCUGCUUGGCAUGCAGCUUUUUGGGGGAAAGUUCAACUUCGAUGAAACUGUGACUAAAAGAAGCACUUUCGAUAACUUCCCCCAGGCCCUUCUCACUGUUUUCCAGAUCUUGACAGGAGAAGACUGGAACACAGUAAUGUAUGAUGGCAUCAUGGCAUACGGUGGUCCUGCCUCCUCUGGAAUGGUCGUCUGCAUUUACUUCAUCAUCCUCUUCAUUUGUGGAAACUACAUCCUGCUAAACGUUUUCUUGGCCAUCGCCGUUGACAACCUGGCAGAUGCAGAGAGCCUCAACACAGCGCAGAAAGAGGAGGAAGAGGCAAAGAAGAGGAAGAAUAGUGCCAGGGAUGCAAGCGCUGAUAAGAAGAGAUGUGACAUAGCAGAAAGCAAAGAUGGCGAGACCAAGGUGCCGCUGGAGGGGUUGCAAGAGGAAAACAAAGAGUUGUAUCCUUCCAGUGACUCUCCAGUGUGUGAUGAUGGUACCGACAAUGACGAGCUCCCAGAAGUCCCGUCUGGGCCCCGGCCUCAGCGACUUUCUGAACUCACCAUCAAAGAAAAGAUUCCACCCAUCCCCGAAGGCAGCGCCUUCUUCAUUUUCAGCAGCACAAAUCCGUUUCGUGUAUUCUGCCAUAAGCUGAUCAACCAUCAGAUCUUCACCAACCUCAUCCUGGUCUUCAUCAUGCUCAGCUCUGUCUCGCUGGCUGCCGAAGACCCCAUCCGCAACUUCUCUGCUCGCAAUAUCAUCCUAGGCUAUGCAGACUAUGUCUUCACUAGUAUGUUUACAUUUGAGAUCUUUAUUAAGAUGACAGCAUUUGGAGCAUUCCUUCAUAAAGGGGCGUUCUGUAGAAACUACUUUAACCUAUUAGACCUGCUGGUCGUUGGUGUGUCUCUGGUGUCUUUCGGCAUUCAGUCGUCCGCUAUCUCAGUGGUGAAAAUUCUUCGUGUUUUGCGAGUUCUUCGUCCUCUCAGGGCCAUCAACAGAGCUAAGGGACUCAAGCACGUGGUCCAGUGUGUAUUUGUGGCCAUCAGGACCAUUGGCAACAUCAUGAUUGUCACCACUCUGCUGCAGUUUAUGUUCGCUUGUAUCGGAGUGCAACUUUUCAAGGGUAAAUUUUAUCGAUGCACAGAUGAUGCAAAGUCCAGCCCAGAUGAGUGCAAGGGUACAUAUAUUCUCUACAACAAUGGUGACACUGCGCUGCCCAUGGUGAAGGAGAGGAUCUGGUAUAACAGUGAAUUCAACUUUGACAACGUCCUCAUGGCCAUGAUGGCUCUUUUUACUGUUUCCACCUUUGAAGGAUGGCCCACUCUGCUGUACAAGGCCAUCGACUCCAACAGGGAGAACAUGGGCCCUAUCUACAACUACCGCAUCGAGAUCUCCAUCUUCUUCAUCAUCUACAUCAUCAUCAUUGCCUUCUUCAUGAUGAACAUCUUUGUUGGUUUUGUCAUCGUUACGUUCCAGGAGCAAGGGGAAAAGGAGUACAAGAACUGUGAGCUGGACAAAAAUCAGCGUCAGUGUGUCGAGUACGCUCUUAAAGCUCGCCCUCUUCGGCGCUACAUUCCCAAAAACCCCUACCAGUACAAGUUCUGGUAUGUGGUGAACUCCACCGGCUUCGAGUACGUCAUGUUCGUCCUAAUCAUCCUCAACACCUUAUGCCUGGCCAUCCAGCACCAUGGUCAGUCUCAUUUAUUUAACUAUGCCAUGGACAUCCUGAACAUGGUGUUCACUGGGGUUUUCACUGUAGAGAUGAUCCUCAAGCUGAUUGCCUUCAAGCCCAGAGGCUAUGUCGGGGACGCCUGGAACGUCUUCGAUGCUCUGGUGGUGAUUGGCAGUGUAGUCGACAUCAUACUCAGCCAGAACACAGAGGACAGCGCUCGCAUCUCCAUCACCUUCUUCCGCUUGUUCAGGGUGAUGCGAUUGGUCAAACUGCUGAGCAGGGGUGAGGGAAUCAGGACUCUCCUGUGGACCUUCAUCAAGUCCUUCCAGGCUCUUCCCUAUGUUGCACUCCUGAUAGCCAUGCUGUUCUUCAUCUACGCUGUCAUUGGAAUGCAGGUGUUUGGGAAAAUAGCAAUGGUAGAUGGGACACAAAUCAACCGCAACAACAACUUUCAAACCUUUCCCCAAGCUGUCUUGAUGCUGUUCAGGUGUGCUACAGGCGAGGCCUGGCAGGAGAUCAUGCUGGCCUGCAUGCCAGGCAAGCUGUGCGAUCCAGAGUCAGACUACAACCCCGGAGAGGAGAGGACCUGUGGCAGUGGCUUUGCCAUUAUCUACUUCAUCAGCUUCUACAUGCUCUGUGCUUUCCUGAUCAUAAACCUGUUUGUUGCUGUCAUCAUGGAUAAUUUUGACUAUCUGACCCGUGAUUGGUCCAUUCUCGGGCCGCACCACUUGGACGAGUUUAAAAGGAUCUGGUCAGAAUACGACCCAGAAGCUAAGGGCAGGAUAAAGCAUCUCGAUGUAGUAACUCUACUGAGGAGGAUCCAACCCCCGCUGGGCUUUGGGAAACUUUGCCCUCACAGAGUGGCCUGUAAGCGUCUGGUGGCAAUGAACAUGCCCCUGAACAGUGAUGGAACUGUAAUGUUUAAUGCCACCCUGUUUGCUUUGGUCCGCACUGCUCUCAAGAUUAAGACUGAGGGGAACCUGGAGCAAGCCAAUGAGGAGCUUAGAGCCGUGAUCAAAAAGAUCUGGAAGAGGACCAGUAUGAAGCUACUGGACCAAGUGGUGCCUCCUGCAGGCGAUGACGAGGUAACAGUGGGGAAGUUCUAUGCCACCUUCCUGAUACAGGACUACUUCAGAAAGUUCAAGAGGCGCAAGGAGCAAGGUCUUGUGGGAAGGCGCUCGUGGGAGAGGCUGAAUACCACCUUGGCUCUACAGGCUGGCUUGCGUACGCUGCAUGACAUUGGACCAGAAAUCCGUCGUGCCAUAUCAUGUGACCUGCAGGAGGAAGGACUAGUAGAUGAAAAUGCAGAGGAAGAGGAGGAAAUCUACAGACGUAAUGGCAGCCUUUUUGGGAACCAUGUCAACCACAUAGGUGGGGAUCAGCAAGCCUCUUCUCACCCCACCACCGUCACACAGCGUCCACUACAGAUCCUGCCCUUCUCCAGCGCUGCCUCAACCGAACCCCCGCAAAUCGUCAGGAGAGCCAGCAGUAACGACAGGGAAGGAGAGACAGAACUGAACUCUUCACCCAUCCUGUACAAUCAACUUCAUCACACCACUCAUUACCCUCACUGUAAUUCCACUUGUGUUCAAUCGCCAAUACCUUCCAAUGCCAACCUCAACAAUGCCAACGUGCCCUCACUUCUCUCCAUGACCAUUGCGAGGCAGCAGAAGUGUUUAAGACGGAGUCGCCCGUCCUCCACCAGAAACGCAUCAUCAACAACUACUUACAGCAAAGGACUGCAAGGCAAGCCUUGGAAGUCGCACUCCACAAGGACACGCUACUAUGAGGCCUAUAUUAGGUCAGAGAGCAGCGGAGCACUUUAUCCCACCAUUCGUCGAGAGGAGAGGGGCAAUGGGGACAGCGAUGAAGAGAGAGGCUCGGGCGAGUACUUCAGUGGGGAGGAAUUUCAUGAAGAUGACAUCAUGCUCACAAAGGAAAGGUUGUCCAACAAUGAAUGCCAUGAUGACGCAGAGGGAGAUUUUGACCUCGUUUCCAGGGGUGACUGCCAGUCUGAAAGUUACUGUGACGAUGAUCAACGGCCAAUCUACCAGGACAGCAGGCCGUCACCCAGGAAAUGGUUUUUACCCUCACCUCAAGCCUCCAACAGACCAACAUUCAGCUUUGAGUGUCUUCGGAGAAGAAGUAGUGAAGAUGAUGCUCCUCCUUCUCCAUCAUGCACAGCUCUUCCACUACACCUGAUGCAGCAACAGGUGAUGGCGGUGGCCGGUCUCGACGCAAGCAAAAUUCACCGUCUUUCUCCCACAAGGUCUAUGCGCUCGUGGGCCACUCCUCCUGCCUCCCCAGUUAGCCGUGACUUCUCGCCCAGUUACACGCCACUCAUACAGGUGGAUUGGCGCAGUCCCGGCAGUGUGGCCAGCAUCCCUGGAGCAGUGAAGAGGAGUUCAUGGUACACAGAUAGUCAGGACGGCCCUCCCAGCCAAAGCCAUUCUCCGUCACGUCUGCAUUUACCCGCAGAGUGCUGCUCGCACUGCCUGCAAAAGAGAGGCAGUGCCAACAGUCUGGUGGAAGCUGUGCUGAUUUCUGAAGGUUUGGGGAAAUACGCCAGGGACCCUAAAUUUGUGUCAGCAACUAAACACGAGAUUGCAGACGCCUGCGAAAUGACCAUCGAUGAAAUGGAGAGUGCCGCCAGUAACCUGCUGAAUGGGACCAUGGGUAAUGGCAACACAGGGAGGAAAGAGAGCGUUGGCUCGGAUUCGCAUGCCAGUGCAAAUAUUAGGGACCACAGCAUCCGUGACUACAGCGAUGAGGAGCCAUAUGUGGCUGUGAAAUGUGAGGAGGACCUAACAGAUGAGAUGAUAUGCAUCACCUCACUAUAACAGCAGCUCACACUGGGAUAUAUUUAGGUUUUUUUCAAUUGAAUUUUUACUACUGUUCUACGGUGAGGGGACACCUCUAUUCAAGUGCAUCAUGCAAUAAUGAAAACGUGUAAAACACAGAUGGAUAAGAGAGCAAAGUGCCUUGUUUUCUCUUAAGAAAUGAUGAAGAAAUGGUUGGGUUUAUGGAAAAUGUUUGAUAAAUUUAGCAAACCAGAGGGAAUCAAAUCUGCCUGCCAACCAGUCUGACAUCUAGCGAAAAUUCAAACCUCUAAAUGGAGUUUUUCUUUAUUGUUACACCGGUUUCUUACAGCAGGAAAAACUCAAAUGUGGGUUUUCUAACACAGAUUUUAGGGAUCAUCGUAAUCAGCUUCAGUUCAAGGCGAUAAUGGGUCGGCCCAGCUGCAUUGUUCUAAAAUAAAUCUAAACUGUUUACUCGAUAUAUAAAGAGCCAAAAAACAAAAAGUGUUCAACGUUUCAAUCAUUUUUAGAUUGCAGUGCAUGAUUUUGUUUUUCCCACAGAAGCUGAUUUUAUUAAAACAAUUUUAGAAAAAUUUCCAAAGCAUUCAACUAACUUAUGUUCCAGUUUAGAUGUCUGAAAAAACAAAACACCAACGCCAGGUCAGCGUAUGGUUGUCCAGUCAUUCCAAGCUUCCCUGUAUUUCGUUGCCAGAUCCAUGUAUAUAAAUAAUGUGUGAUUUUAACCUUUUAUUGGUCAUGUUAGCAAACACUGGUUGUUCGCAUUACAUUAUUUUACCUUCGUGACUCGAUUUCGAGUAAAAAAAACAAAAACAAAAACUUGACAGAAACAGUUUUUUUCGUGGUAGUCUUGAUCACUUAAACUUCUCUGGGUCACAGUUCAGGAUUUCAGGGCUAAGCUUGGCUAUGUCUCUGUUUUUGACUUGAAAAGGAAAUCACAUAUCAGUAGGAAAAAAACAACAACAAGUCUUUGUCCUCAGGCAUAUCCUCCUUCUACACGUAAUCGUGGAGACAUUCUCUUAGUCCUCCCUUUACACCAACAGCAGUGCUACAUUCAAGGAGUUUGGUCAAGCUACACACCCUUAAAAUAAAGGAAUAUUAGGAUGCUGUGCGUCACUCACUGGCCGUGAUGAUCCUUAACUUUGAAGACUGGGAUUUCCUUGUUAAGCCCUUUACUCAGAUAUGCAAUGGUGUAGAUUACUAUGAAUCACUAUUCCCCCUGAAUCACUCUGAGAUCAGCAACAGUAGAUAAUCUCUGAGGUUUCUGUGUGAUGUGGCUCAAUAGACUCAUGAGUCUCUUAUGUAAAACUAGUGCAUGAGACCCAGACUACUCAUGUUUUAAAACUAAUUACUCGUUGACAGCAUGGACUUAUCUUUGACAGUUCUUGAAGGUGAAACAAAAAUAAAAACAAAGACCACCGGAGUUUCUUUGUGUCACAGAUGACACAUCAAGUAAACCUUUUAUUCCCUCCACAGCUUCUUCUUCAGUUCCCAUAAGUCUCUCCAGCCGAGCUGCCGGGAAGUAGAAAAUCCUGUCAAGCGUGCUUGUUUUUGCAAUGGAAUGAAUAAGACCAUACAGGUCUCUACAUAAGGGGCGACUAUUUACUGGAUUGCCUGACAAUAUGCUAUGUCAGUAUAUUUGCUCUUGUAAUGAAAUGACUGCUGUUGCCUUUUAUCUGUUGGAGUUGUUUUUGUCAAGACAAAGAGCACAACUGGGGGGAAAAAGUAGUAAAGCGUUUCUGCACCACUAACGGGUGUUUGUCUCCCACUGCCAACUAUAAUAACCUUCAGAUUAAUUUAAACAAAAAAACAACACACUGAGUCAUGGCUAGGCAAUCUUUCAUUUUUUCUUAUUCUAAAUACUGCUGUAAGGGCAAUCUGUUCUGUACAAUCAAAGGGCUCCUUUAAAACCAAAACAAGGGAAUGCUUGGUUACAUUGUAACCCUUGUUCUCUGAGUGUAGAGACUCUCUCCACCCUACUACGUAUUCCAUUUAUGAGUUGGAGAGAUAGUCUGGACAUAAUAGAGAACACUCCAUACUCAAAUGCGUCAAAUGUUUUUUGUUAAAAAAUUACUGAAGUUUAUUUAUUUAUUUAUUGUGACUAAAAGUUGACUAAAGGGUCUAAAUCUGGUGCCGGUAUUUGCUAUUGGACGUUCUGAUGAUGUAGAUAUACAGAUGUACAAGCAGGAUACAAGCUGCUAUCUGGACUAUUGUUCAGAUGGACUGCAAAUGCACUCUUUCCUCUUCACGCUAGAAGAGCCUCAUACAGGUUUAAGUGGCCAAUACAGCUGAUAAAUGAGACAUAUGCAUUUUUUAACUGCAAGUAAAUUGUUUUUAAUGUAGACUUUGAAAAAAAUCUUAUUACCUCUGUAACUCUCCGGGCCUGUUGGUUAACAUGUCAGGGAAACUCUGGUAACGCUGCAUUUGCACAAAAGUAGUAAUCGUAAACAUUUAUGUGUGAUUUUUUUUUCUUUAUUGGCAGCGAUCGUGAUUGGUUGUCCAAAAGUCCAUAGUAAUGAAUGAUGAACCACCAAAUCUUUAGUAAAAAUCAGUGUUUGAUUGACACGAGAUCUACUGCCAAACUGAAAUGUUUGUACCACCCAACAUUACAAAGAUUAAAGAGAAGUACCAAAUUCAACACUGGUUUGAUUUUCAGGAAGCCAUAAAAAGUCUGAGGUGAACAUGCUGGCUUCUAUGUGAUACUUUCGUUUUUUAUUGAAAACCACCCAACCCCACUCCCCAAGGCAUUCAGCUAUGCUUUGAAUCACUUACGUCAGCUUCUUGACAGGAAGCCACCUGCUUAGGAAUAUAAUCUGUCAAAAGUGCACGACUCCAAACAGUUCAGAUUUACCCUGCGGCUCACAUGCGAGAAACUCGAAACAACAACAGUCAUGUGGAGAUUAUUACCAAACGAUUAUCACAUGAGAUCGAAUGACAAGGACUGCAAAGCUUUGUUUUGCAACGCAGCUUUAUUUUUUUGUACUGUUCCACUGCUUUACAGAUGUCUAUAAAGUGAAAAUGAUGUAUAAAAUCUGUACAGCAUUUGUAAAAAGUAUGCGAUUAACUUGAAGAUCUCUGCUUUCUACCCAGUUGUGUGAACAUUUAAAAAAAAAAAAA